GUCCCCCAGGACUCGCCAUGGGUCACCCACCUCUGGAGUUCAGCGACUGUUACCUGGACAGCCCGGUGUUCAGAGAGAGCCUGAAGGGGUACGAGCAGGAACUGGAGCGCACCAACAAGUUCAUCAAGGACGUCAUCAAGGACGGCAACGCGCUCAUCGGCGCUAUCAAAGGCUACUCCAGUGCUGUCCAGAAGUUCGCCCAGACCUUGCAAAGCUUCCAGUUCGACUUCAUCGGGGACACCUUAACGGACGAUGAACUCAACAUUGCUGAAUCCUUUAAAGAAUUUGCUGACCUGUUGCAGGAAGUGGAACUAGAAAGGAUGAUGAUGCUUCAGAACGCAGAUAACAUCCUGAUCAAACCCCUGGAGACUUUCCGCAAGGAUCAAAUUGGACUCACUAAGGACCGGAAGAAGAAGUUUGACAGGGACAGCGAGAAGUAUUACUCAAUGCUGGAUAAACAUCUCAAUCUGUCAUCCAAAAAGAAGGAGGCCCAGCUCCAAGAGGCAGAUGUUGUGGUGGACAAAGAAAGGCAGAACUUCUAUGAAUCUUCAUUGGAAUAUGUCUACCAGAUUCAGGAGGUGCAGGAGAGCAAGAAGUUUAGCAUUGUAGAGCCGGUUUUGGCCUUCUUGCAUUGUCUCUUCACUUCCAACAGCCUCACAUUUGAGUUAACACAGGACUUCCAACCCUACAAGCAGCAGCUGCAGCUGAGCCUCCAGAAUACGCGGAACCACUUCACCAGUACCGGAGAAGAAAUGGAAGAUCUGAAGAAGAGGAUGACUGAUGCUCCUGUGGUUUGCAAGCUGAAAGGCCAGAGCACAAUCGAAGGAAUGCACAGCAUGGACCAUGAUGAAGGCGAAGCAGAUCCUGAAACAUGUUGGCUUCUUUGGAGAUGGAGGGAUAUUAUGUCUCUUUGCACAGGGGCCCUCGGCCUUACGUGGGUGAAGUAUUACUGCAAGUACGAGAAGGAGGGGAAGGGAUUAAGCUUAGUUCCUGUAGAGCAGAAGCCGGGCUCCCGGCAGGUAAGCCAGGAGCUGACCCUCAAGUCUUGUAUAAGAAGGAAGACGGAUUCCAUCGAUAAGAGGUUUUGUUUCGAUGUAGAGACCAAUGAGAGACAAGGCACCAUCACCUUUCAGGCCUUUUCAGAGACCAAUCGUCGCCUGUGGAUUGAAGCCAUGGACGGGAAAGAGCCGAUCUAUCGCAACCCAAUUACGAAACGCGACGAAAUGGAACUGAACGAUGUUGGGUUCCGUUUUGUCCGAAAGUGCAUCAAUGCCGUGGAAGCUACAGGAAUGACUACAGAAGGAGUGUACAGGACGGUGGGGAGUAACAUCCAAGUGCAGAAGUUGCUGAAUGCAUUUUUCGAUCCCAAAUGUCCUGGAAAUAUCGACCUGCAGAGCAGUGACUGCGACAUCAAGACCGUUACUAGCGCUUUAAAGUUCUAUCUCAGGAAUCUAUCGGAGCCUAUUAUGACGUAUAAGCUGCAUCGGGAGCUCGUAUCUGCUUCAAAAUCUGAAAACCUGGAUUAUCGACUUGGAGCCAUUCAUUGCCUGGUGUACAGGCUGCCAGACAAUCACCGGGAAAUGCUGGAGCUCAUCAUACGACACCUCUCAAGAGUGUGCGAGUACAGCAAAGAGAACCUCAUGUCCCCCUCUAAUAUGGGCGUCAUCUUUGGUCCAACUCUGAUGAGGGCGCAGGAAGAUACAGUUGCCGCAAUGAUGAACAUCAAGUUCCAAAAUAUUGUGGUGGAACUUCUGAUAGAGCACUGCAACAAGAUAUUCUGUGGACCGCCGGAAGACAGCACAGCACCCCCUAUACCCCCUCCCAGAAUCACCCCCAGAACUCACAAGCCCAUCACCAUCUCCAAACGUCCGGUCAGAGGGAGGAACGGUCUUUACCUUGGCCAGAGCGAAGAAGAUGACACCAGUUCUCUGAAUGGAAACUGUGCGAUCACAAACAGCGACCACCCGCUCCCUCUGCAACGAAAGAAGACAGCACCCCGGGUGGAAGCUCCGCAGAGUCCCGCAGAGCAACAUUCUGACGUCGAUGUAGCCAAGAUGCUCUCUAUGAUGCAGGACAGAGGACCCAAAAGUAAUGCAAACCAUGUCAAUGGAGACCUACCUUUGUACGCUAUUCCCAACAAAGUGUCUCCAGUGUACCCCAAGCGGCCUCUUGUCCGUCCCAGAGAAGGUGAAAGUGAAAACAUCAGUAAAGUUCGCUCACCGGGAGAGAGGCCGGUCAUCUCCCGCCCACCAGUAAGGCCACCAGACCCUCCCAGCAGAGCGGCCCUAACCCCCAAAGCGGACGCUGCCCUGGGUGGAAAGGAGGACGUCCCAGAAUCAGUAGUCGCCUCCCGUACCAAGUUUUUCGAGAAGGCUUCCAGGCCAAGGGGAAGUCCGCCGUCACCUCCCCAACGAGUUCCCAAUUCAGAGGAAAGCUGAAUCUUCAAGGAUCUAACCCUUGUAGUAACCUGGCUGGUCCCAGGACACAUUCCAACCAUCUUGCCAAAGUGGUUCGCGCCGGCAGCUAGAAAA
Nanorana parkeri is the source of this 2531-nucleotide messenger RNA. It is a transcript of the gene OPHN1, whose product is annotated as oligophrenin 1. NCBI's taxonomy places the organism in Eukaryota, Metazoa, Chordata, Amphibia, Anura, Dicroglossidae. Gene Ontology annotation, biological process: signal transduction. The record is from RefSeq and is a predicted model, not a curated record. Gene Ontology annotation, molecular function: protein binding; GTPase activator activity. Bases 18 to 2438 code for a protein of 806 amino acids. The transcript has 26 exons. Gene Ontology annotation, cellular component: cytoplasm.